Chara braunii is the source of this 2463-nucleotide messenger RNA. The record is from the annotation of a GenBank genome assembly. Lineage: Eukaryota; Viridiplantae; Streptophyta; Charophyceae; Charales; Characeae.
GUCGUGAACCCUUAGAGGCUUAGACCCAUGUUGAGGGCAGACUGUCCCCAGGCGGAAAAUAGCCGCGGGGCUGAGCGGGCAGCAACUCAGAGAAGCAGCGGGCAACGCUGCCCCAGAGCAGCUCAACCGCAUAUCGCGACAGGCAACUGCUGGACGCGGAACCGGCGGGUCGGACAGCAUGCGGAUGGGCAGACUGCCCCCAGGCAGAAAAUAGCAGCGGGGCUGAGCGGGCAGCGACUCAGAGAAGCACCAGGCGACGCUGCCCGGGAGCAGCUCAACCGCAUAUCGCGAAAGAUAAUUGCAGGACGUGGAACCGACAGAACGGACAGCAUGCGGAUGGGCGGCAAGGCAGCAGAGGAGCGAGGUGCACAAGCGGAACAUAUCAGCAAGCUAACAACUCAGCGAAGCACCGCCUCAGCUGCCACCCCGACUCAACCUCCCCUUCAUUGCUGCUCCUUGCAUUUGAGAGGUUGUUAGGGAUUCAAAGUGCCAGCUCCAGAGUCGCCGGGCAUUCCACUUUUCACGCGAAUGUGGAGGCAAUCUAGCAAAUGAACGUGUGCUUGCAUUCCCCGACAACAGCCCCUUUACCUUCUCUUUCAUCGCAACCCCGCUGAUCUGGCCACUCCCUCCACCUUGUCGUCAUGUCCUUCAUCGCUUCUCCCAUUGAGGGGUGUUAUUUUUUCUAGACCAGGACGUCCUAGUGUGAUUAUGAUGCCCUUUGCUUGCUGAGGAUGAGAAUGCACCAGUCGGACCUUCUAUUAAUUGCUCCCCCUCUUCCCUGGCCCCCAGUCAAUUCUGACUCCUUCAUUGAUUCUCCCAUUUGUAGGUGGUUUGUCUCUGUUCAAAGUGCUAGCUUAGGAGUUGCAUGGUGUGUCCUUUUUUUUUAACGCAAACUCGGACCCCCCCCCCCCCCCCCCCCCCCCGCUCUCCCCUACCCCGCUCCCCCCCCUCUACCUGCCACUCAAGUCAAUCUCUUCCUCCAUCGCUUCUUCCUAGCUGCUUUUUGUUUUUUUUUUGGAUGCAGCCCCCAUCUAGCAAUUUAUGUCCUCGAUUUCCUGAGAAUCAUCCUUGUUUCACUUUUCGCUCUUGCGUAAUCAUAUCGCCAUGUCAGAACGCGUGAGCGCUCGUCCUGCAUGCUUGUGUUUCCUGAGGCUUCUUCGCUCUCUCUCUCUCUCUCUCUCUCUCUCUCUCUCUCUCUCUCUCUCUCUCUCUCUCNUCUCUCUCUCUCUCUCUCUCUCUCUCUCUCUCUCUCUCUCUCUCUCUCUCUCUCUCUCUCUCUCUCUCUCUCUCUCUCUCUCUCCUUGUCAGCGAGCCUGCGUUUCUUGUGGCCCUGCCGGCUUCGGUUCACUCCUGUCAGGCCUGUCCUCCAGGUGUAAUUGACUGCCUGGUUUCCAUAUGCCUGAGGAUUUCUUCUCUCUCCCGUCCGCCGUGCUCGUGCGUCUGGUGUCCCUGCUGGCUUUGUCUCUCUCUCCCGUCAGCCGUGCGAGCGCGUCGGGCAGAGUGCAUGCACCCUUGUCCUGCACGUGUAGUGUUCCCGAGGCUUCUAAUAUGGCCCUGCUGUCCCCUGCUGUCCCAGGUUCUCUUCUGUCAGGUCUGACCUGCAGGUGUAAUUGACUGCAGCGUGGCCAUAGCUAGCUAGGUAUGCCGGACGCUUCAGUCCUCUCGUGUCAGGCGUCUCUCGCACUUCUAGUGCCCCUGCUGUCGCCACUUGUCUCCUAUCGGACCUGACCUGCUGGUGUAAUCGACUGCAUCAUGGCCAUGGCUGUCUAUCAAACGACUGGCGCAGGAGCAGCGCAAGGGAGUCGGGGAACGGCCAGUGGCGGUGUAUAUAUAGCCGCCGCCGAUGGUCCAGAAUGUGGGUCAAUAGAUAGACCAGAUUCAUCGGAGCAGAGCGGCGCCAACCUUUUUUGAAGUAAAGAUAAGAUGAUGACGGGUCUCGCUCCACUGCGCGAACUCCUAAGUGAGUCUGGUGCGGAAAAUGGUUCAGAUACCUUCCGAUUGCCGGAUCAGUCCCCAGAAUGUAUACGGUACAGAAACAAGUCCUGAUGCAUUUAGAACGUUGAGUAGGGGAGCGAGGCCCGGUGGCAUCUUGUCAUUCGUUAUUUGUCCUAUUGUGUGUGUACUUAGGUGCAUGCUGGUCUUUUUCGACAGUAUCUGGCUGUAAUUGCGGGCAUGCUCGCAGGUGGGAUUUUUUGAUAGAAUUUGGCUGUGGUUGUCGACACAUACGGGCGUUCUCGCACUUGGACUUUUUUGAAUGAAUCUGGCCGUAAUUGUGGGCACUUACGGGCAUGCUCAGGCUUGGACGUUUUGGACAGAAUCUGGCUGUAAUUGUGGGCACAUACACUGUAGAAUGUUCUGGUGAGAGGAUGAUAGCCUUAGCUGUUGUUGUCAUGUAGACGGUCUGUGUCAAAUCUGGGUGCAUUUCAGUAGUAAUAUUAUAUUUAAUAAAUAUUAAAUAAUAAA